AUGGAACCAGAGAACGCUUGGAAGAGCAUUCCGUUAACAGAGCAUCCGGCAACGCUACCGAAAGUCAACAUACCAGAUUCGACUGACUGUACCGAAGUUGCAAAGAGUACUUUGCAGCAGCUCUAUAAACCCAACAUUCGCAGCCUUGCCGACAAUGCCAUUUGGCGUGAUUCGUUCGCAUUCAGCGGCACGUUCCGGACGUUCUUUGGGCCCGACAAAAUACUGCAGACAUGGCAAGACUUGACCAAGCAGUCCAUGCCGAAUGAAUUUCAGAUUGACGAUGGAUCUCCAUUCAUCAUGCGGCUUGGACCCGAGAUGUCCUGGAUCCAGGCAACAUUUUCAUUCCAUAUCCAUGGGGCGCGGCCAAGCAGAUGCUCUGGCACAAUCGGUAUCUCGCCUGCAAACGCCUCAACGAACUCCGACUGGCGAAUCUGGCUGCUAUGUACUGUCUUGGAACAGCCUGAAGGUUUUCCGGAUGUCGAUCGACUUGAAACAGCACCGAAAGAGGUCCCGAACAGCAAUGUGUCAGACAGCGCAAUCUGCCAAUAUGCCAUGAAUGGGUCUCAUUCAAUCACAGCAGAGGACAGCAAAUCUCUGUCACUGGAUUGUCUUGUGGUAGGCGCUGGAAUCGGCGGACUCUGUAUGGCGGCACGACUGAAAGCUUUGGGUCUCUCAUACAUUGUAGUCGAAAAGCACGAAGAGAUCGGCGACGUUUGGACCAAGGAUCGCUACGACUCUGUCAGGCUCCAUACUUCCAAACACUAUAACCAGAUGCCAGGGACGCCACCAACUUUUGGGAAGGACGACCCGUAUCUUCUCACUGGGCAGCAGCUUUCAGAUGGCUUCAAACGGUUUGCUGAGAUGUUUGGUGUCAACACCAACGUCAUGACCUCGACAUGCCUUGAGAAAGCCGAAUACAAUGAGCGCGAAAGGGUAUGGAGUGCACAGCUCAAAAGACAAGGGCAGGCCCUACGAAUCAGGUCCAAGCACAUCGUACUCGCUAUUGGCGACAUGGGUCACAAGCCGAACGUUCCCAUGUACGAGGAUCAUGAUACUUACAAAGGCGACAUCAUUCAUGCACGAGCCUGGAAGAACGCAACGCCAUGGAAAGGCAAGCGCGGCGUGGUCAUUGGCUCCGCAAACUCCGCUCACGAUGUUAUCUCAGACAUGGACAAGAGUGACUUCGAGUCCAUCACUCUGAUACAGAGGUCCAGAGCGUUCGUCCUUCCUGGAUCAACGUUCUCUGCCCUUGUAGACCCGGUGUACAACGAGAACACUCUAACCGAUGUCAGCGAUCGCAUACUGCUGAGCCUGCCAUUGUCAAUUCAGCGCCUCGAAGCAAUGGCUGGCAUUCGUGCCAUGGCUGACCUCAACCCCACCAAGUUUGACCAGAUGGAAGCCAACGGAUUCAAAACAAGGCGAUACGGUGAUCUUUGGGGUCAAAUAUACGAGUCGCAAGGCAAGCAUUUCUUCGACAUCGGCGCUGGGGAUCUGAUAGCCAAUGGGAGAGUCAAGGUUCGCAGUGAUGCACUUCCUGUGGCGUACACGGAGUCUGGACUGUUGCUCGAUGAUGGCACCCGAAUCGAUGCGGAUGUGGUUGUCUUUGCGACUGGAUACACCAGCAACUUCAGGUCGACAACACAUGAGAUCUUCGGACCUGAAGUGUCUCGCCACUUGCGUCCGUUCUGGGGAUUGGAUGCUGAAGGUGAAGUGUUGGGAGCUUGGAGACAGACAGGGCAUCACGGCAUCUGGUACACUGGCCAUGGCUUUGCACAUGCUCGAUACUAUUCGAGAUUUGUGGCUAUACAGAUCAAAGCUGACAUUCUCGGGCAACCUUUCGAGGCCUAUGAGACGCAGUAA
Molecule: messenger RNA, 1860 nt
Organism: Zasmidium cellare ATCC 36951
Lineage: Eukaryota; Fungi; Ascomycota; Dothideomycetes; Mycosphaerellales; Mycosphaerellaceae
Exons: 2
Coding region: 1-1860 (619 amino acids)
Molecular function (GO): N,N-dimethylaniline monooxygenase activity; NADP binding; flavin adenine dinucleotide binding
Source: RefSeq, a predicted model, not a curated record